Protobothrops mucrosquamatus (brown spotted pit viper) is the source of this 1557-nucleotide messenger RNA. RefSeq names its product pentraxin 4 (gene PTX4). The record is from RefSeq and is a predicted model, not a curated record. The coding region runs from base 1 to 1557 and encodes 518 amino acids. The transcript is spliced from 3 exons. NCBI's taxonomy places the organism in Eukaryota, Metazoa, Chordata, Lepidosauria, Squamata, Viperidae.
AUGCGGGCGGCGGCGGGGCUCGUGCCCGUGGCCCUGGUCCUGGCGGCCGCCUGUCUGCGGGGCGCCCUGCUGCAGACCCCGGGGGCAGCUGAGCCGCGGCGACCCCUCUUCGAGAAGCUCCGGCGCCUGGAAGCCCAGUUCCGAUGGUUUCAGGAGGUCACCCUGACGCGUCUUCAGGAGAUGGCAGAGAACUACAACCUUUCUCACAGUCUGCACACCAAGAUGGACCAGCUGCUGCAGAAGCAGGAGAGCCUGGAGCUGGUGGCCAACGGGUCCCGGGCCUCCAGCCAGGAGGAGCUGCAUCGCUUACAGGCUUGGGUAGAGAAGCUGGAAAGGAGUGGCAAGAAGCAAGCGCUGAGGAUCCGAGCUCUGGAAGAGGCCUGGCAGGAGACGCUGCAACAGCAGCCGAGGCCACAGCAGGAGAGCCGCCUGUCCAACCUCACCCAGGAGUUCAAGAGCCACCGGCAGGACUUCUGGCACAUGGCUGUCCAGCAGCGGAGCCUGCAGAAGGCCUUGGAGAGCCUGCAGGAUGCCCUCCGGAGCCAGGGAAGCAAGCUGGGCAACAUCAAGCGAAGGCUGAAGAGUCUUAAGCAGAAGGAGGUGCUGCCCAGUCCUUGGACUGCAGCCCGUCGCUUCGGUUCAGAGAAAGCACCAGAGGCGGUUGGAGGGCAGAGCCCCACCUCGAAGAAGCUGGGUGCCAGGCAUCGCCAGCAGGGGGGUGACCUGGAAGCCCUGGCCAAGAGCCAAGCGGCACUGCAGAGAGGCUCCCUUCUGAGCCAGGAGGCUUCCCCGCUUCAGGUGGAUCCGGGUCCUGCCUCUUCACCUGAGCAGCAGAUCCUGGAACAACCGCCCCCUGGCCCAGCCAAAGCCCCUGCAGAGGAGAAGCCUCCAGGAAGGCCUCGGAAACCAGGGACAAGGUGCAACGUGGAUGCCAUGCUGGUCUUCCCCAACGCUUCCACCGAGAACUUCGUAGCCUUCCAGCCCGGCCUGCAGACCAGCUUGCUGGAACUGAGCCUCUGCAGCUGGGUGAGGACCAGCGCCCGUUACCUGGGCACCAUCCUGUCGUAUGCCACAGAGGAGAACGACAACAAGCUGGUGCUCCAUGGCAGGGACGCUGCCCCCCGAAACUCCAUCCAUUUUGUGAUUGGCGACCCCGCUUUCCGGGAACUGCCAGUGGGGGCCGUCUUGGACGGCAGGUGGCACCACAUCUGCGUCAUCUGGUCCUCCCUCCAGGGGCGCUACUGGUUCUACCUGGACCGUCGGCUGGCCUCCCUGGGCUCCAGCUUCCAGAAGGGCUAUGAGAUUCCGCCCCAAGGGUCGCUGCUCCUUGGCCAGGAGCAAGACACGCUUGGCGGAGGGUUCGAAUCCUCUGAAUCAUUCGUGGGGCUCCUGGCGGGCUUUGCCAUGUGGGGCCGAGUGCUGCUGCCUGGGGAGGUCUCCAGCAUUGCCCUCGGAGAAGACCUGCCCCACGGGACGGUGCUCACCAUGGCCAACGUCUCCAUGCUCAGUGGUUCUGUGCGGAAGGUAGACUGCCCCUGCCUUGAGCACUGCCUGUGA